This is a messenger RNA of Populus trichocarpa (black cottonwood), 5350 nucleotides long. RefSeq lists its product as uncharacterized. Lineage: Eukaryota; Viridiplantae; Streptophyta; Magnoliopsida; Malpighiales; Salicaceae. The record is from RefSeq and is a predicted model, not a curated record. The coding region runs from base 4507 to 5220 and encodes 237 amino acids. The transcript is spliced from 7 exons.
UCAAUACAGGGGGUAGUCCACAAAAUACAUCUCCAUAAGCAACUUCCUCCCUCCCCUCUGGUAGCCGUGUAUGGCGGGAUCUCUUCUCUUCUGACCAUCCAUCUACUCACUGUACAAAGCUACAAAACUUCUCCUUUAAUCAUCUCACCAAAUCAUGUGCCAUCUAUCCAGAACAUAUCCAACCUCAGUUUGAGGUUUGGAAUUUGUGUGUUGUGGAUUAUGUUUCAGGUAAGAGCCCUGGUUAAAAGGCCUUGAAUGGCAUCAUUUCCUCUGUAUGGAAAUGUGAAGCUUCUCUCACUAUCCAUGCCUCUAGAUGGCUGAUCUAUAGAUUUAAUCGGAAGGAAGACAAAAUUUCUGUUCUUCAGGGUGGACCAUACAUUGUGUAUGGUAAACCUCUUAUUUUGAAACAGAUGACGAAGUUUUUUGACUUCUCCAGUGAGGAGAUGACGAGGGUUCCUGUCUGGGUAAGAUUUCCAAACCUUCCCCUUUGCUAUUGGUCUCCUGUGUGUCUGUCCAAAAUUGCCAGUGUUCUAGGCAAGCCCAUCCAGUGUGACCAUAUGACCUCUACUCUCUCUCGCCUGUCUUAUACAAGAGUUCUUAUUGAACUUGACCUUCGUGAAGACACUCAACAAUCUGUAGUGGUGUCUCUGCCAUCUGGUCUAGUGCUUCAACAAAAGGUAGUCUAUGAAUCUCAACCUAAAUUUUGCAAUUUAUGCAAUGCCAUUGGCCAUACCCGACUUCUCUGUUCCAAAGCUGCAUCCAAUAUCAAAGAUGGGGGUUGUGCUCAGGUUAACCAUGCAAGCAAAGAGGGAGUCUUUAGUAGACUGGGUCCCCACAUACAGCAACAUGUGCAGGUCCCAAUCAAGGAUUCGCAAGAACAGAGUCAACCAUUAACAGUUCAGUUUCCUCCUAUAGCUACAUCAACCUCUCUUGUUGUGGCUCCUUAGUCUGUUGGUCCCAGUGUUACUCCUGAUGAAGGCUGGAUCACGGUGGAGUCUAGACGAAAGUCCAAUAACCAUGUUAAAAGCCCCUCCAAAGGGAAGACAGUGAAUGCUAUUGAAGAUGUGUCUGGUAAAACUCCCUGCCAUACUCUUACUAUUCCUGUAUGUGCAGAUGCUAUUGUCCAUCUGCCUAGUACAGGAAUUGUUGUUACUCUAGAAUGUGCAAAUACUGUUACUACUGCAAGUGCAGAUGUUGUUACUCCUGAAUGUGCAGAUACUGUUACUACUGCAUGUGCAGAUGUUGUUACUCCUGAAUGUGCAGAUGUUGUUUUGACAGUUGCUUCUUCUAGCUUGAGGCCUCCCAAUCCGGGAGAAGGUAUUCUGGCCUCUCAGCCUUUAGAAGUUCCUUUGUUGGGGAAUUCAGUCAGGACCAAUGUGAAGCAUAAUAGCAUGAGGACCAAUACUGGUAGUAGAAGGGCCAUCCCUUCUCCUGCAUCUCCAUGAUUAUAUAUAGUUGGAAUGUCAAGGGUCUCAAUAAUCCCCUGAAGCAACAUGAGGUGGUUGGCCUCAUGAAGAAAUUCCGUAUGGAUAUUUGUGGAUUGCUUGAAACUAAAUUGACUCUCUCUAGGGUAGCCAGGCUGCACAGGUUGCGACUUCGGGAUUGGAAAUAUAUCUCUAAUGCGAAUGCAGCAUCUAUUGCUCAUAUUGUGGUUUUUUGGAAUCCUUCCACAGUCUCUGUUGAUCUAAUUUCUUCCACUGCUCAAGCCCUACAUCUUUCUGUUCAUAGCCUUAUCUCUCAAUACAACUUUCAUGUUACUUUUGUGUGUGGAUACAACUUUAUUUAUGCUAGAAGGUCUUUAUGGGCGGAUUUGAGAUGCUGGAACUCCUCAUGUCCCUAGAUGCUUCUUGGUGAUUUCAACUCUGUUCUUUCUUCUGCAGACAAGCACAAUGGUGAGCCUGUUUCUUCCUAUGAAACUUUUGAUUUUCGUCAGUAUUGCUUAGACCUUGGCCUCCAGGAUGUGAACUAUACUGGUUGUCACUAUAGUUAGACCAAUGGUACUGUGUGGAGCAAACUUGAUAGGGUUCUGACAAAUCCAUAUUGGUCUUCCCUUCAUCACUUGACUCACGUUCACUUUGAUCCUCCUGGAGCUUUUACAGACCACUCUCCUGCCAAAGUUAGUUUGGAUCAUCCUGUUCAAGGCAAGAGAAACUUCAAAUUCUUCAACAUGUGGACUUCCCAUGAUCAAUUCCUUGACGUGGUCUCUACUCAUUGGUCCUCUGAUCUAUAUGGCACUCCUAUGUAUCUUUUGUGUCGUAGGCUGAAGAUUUUAAAGAGGCCUCUUAAGGAGCUCAAUCGACUACAUUUCAGCCACAUCUCAGAACAUGUUUCUCGCCUUGAAACUGAGUUGGCGACUCAUCAACUAUCCCUGCAUCAUGACAGAGACAAUCACCAUUUAUUGGACCAGGAAAAGCUUCUUAGAUCAAAGCUUUCACAAUUGAAGUUUGUAGAGAAACAAUUUUUCAGCCAAAAGAUCAAAUGCAAUUUUCUUAAAGAAAGUGAUAGAGGCACCAAGUUCUUCCAUGAACUGAUGAAUCAUAAUCACAGAAGGAACUUUAUUCCAGCAAUUAUGACCGGCCAUGGUCGUCAAAGCUCCUCUUUGGAGGAAGUUGGAGGCGUCUUUGUCAAUUACUUCCAGUAGCAACUUGGCAUGUCCAACCCCACUAUCCCUUUUGAUAGUGCGGUUAUCCACAGUGGGCCAUGUCUCUCUAGUUCUCAUGCUCUCUUCCUCUCUCCGGCCACUCAUGAUGAUAUUCGAAAGGCAGUUUUCAGCAUAGGGGAUGAUAAAGCACCCAGGCUGGAUGGCUAUUCUUCAUUUUUUUUCAAGCGUGCCUGGCACAUAGUUGGGGAAGAUUUUUGUGUUGCUGUUCAAGAUUUCUUCCUUACUAGUCAGCUCUUUCGGCAGGUUAAUCACUCCAUCAUUGCUUUGGCCCCUAAAUCAGCUAAUGUUACAUCUCCAUUUGAUUUCAGGCCCAUUUUCUACUGCAAUGUAAUUUAUAAGGUCAUUGCAAAGAUUCUGGCUGGUCGACUGGCUCAUGCACUUACAGAUAUUAUCAGCCCUUUGCAAAAUGCCUUCUUGGGUGGACGAUUUAUGAGUAAUAACAUCAAUCUUGUCUAGGACCUACUCAGACAUUAUGGCAAGAAACGUUCCUUUCCUCACUGUGUAAAUACUGAGAUAAUCAAGGUUGAAUUAAAUUAAAGAAAAUAAACUAAAAUAAAAAGAAGUGGGGGCAAAACGAAUACACUCAAAGAAAAUAGGGCCUAAAUGCAAAUAAAAAUAAUUAUAGAGCAUAAAUACUACUCUUCUUACCAAAAAAAAAUCUGCAACUAUCGUGAAAAAAGAAGAGAGGGAGUUUUGGUAUCUAUUUUUACAGAUCAAGAGAGAAACACCAAAUUUCAAGAACCCACACUACCAGAAAUUCGCUUAAUAGCAACGGAUUUACAGACAGACUAUUUCUGUCGGUAAUUUGAGGUUGACAUUACCGACGAAACUUUUUCUGUUUGUAAUUCAGUCGGUAACUACCGACGGAAAGUGUCUGUCGGUAGUUACCGACUGAAUUACGGACGGAAAGUUCAGAAUUAAAAAAAAAGGCGGGUUGUUGACGUGGAGGUUUUGGCGGGGUUAUUUUUACCGAUGGAAUCACCGACGGAUUCGAAAUGGCAUAUAUGUACGAUGACGUGUCGAUUUUUCUGUCAGAAUAGCCGACGGACUCACCGACGAAAAAUCCGUCGGAAAAAGUUAAUAUAUGCCCUCUCUGCUGACCCUCUCCUCCCCUAUUUCUCCUUCUUCUUCCUAAUCCCAACUCUCCCCAUCUGCAAACAACCAGCCCCCCCUCCCCUCCAAACAAAAAUCUCCCUCAUCUCAGCACAACAAGUUAUAUUUCUUGAAGUUUUGUGGUCACAACAUCCGUGUUCUGAUUUACCGACGGAUUUUUAUGCAUAGAAUGAAAACCAGAGCUGGUCGCUCACGUAUGGUCGCAGCUAGUUCGUCUAGCAGCGAGGAUGAUAUUUCCUUAGGUGCCUCUCAAGAAGAGGCACCUACACCACCUGCGCCGUCAACCGAUGCUGCCUCUUCCAGCGCUAGUUCACAGCGCAGAGGCGGCGUGCCUUCGCAGUGGAAUCAAUUUACCCGCAAGUACGAGGCACAGUGGAAGGACGACCUUUCAAUGUUCACAAACAUUGAGGCCUCCCGAGUAAUAUCAUCGACGUUUAAAUCGUCGAUGGAGAUUCUAUUGUUUCAAUGGAGUCAGAUAUCCAAGCAUCCUGAAUGAAUGCCUCAAAUCAAUGUAUAGUUUGACAGAUUUGAGGACAAAUUCUACUGGGAUAGUGAGCAUAACACUGUUAUGAGGAGGGUGUGGGAAAAUCAUGCGGCAACUAGCACAAAAAAGGGCAAAAAAAACUGUGAGAGAUAGGGGUUUCCAAGGCUAGAACGAUGUUGCGGUUUGGAGGGAUUUCAAAUCGAUAUACAUCCAGGAAGAUAUAUGGCCGCCCUAUCUUGAGCACGUGAUGUUUGAGCGGUUCACACGACGUUCACAGUCUGGUGUUGGCAACCGGAAUCGGCCAAUUCAUGGCUCGGUGACAACGCACAUUGACGGCUCCGUUCCGUUUGGUGCAAAUGCAAAAUGGAUGGCUACGUCUCUUGGACGUGAGUCGAGCCCGAUGGAAUUGUUUGUGGAGACGCACGUGCGGAGUCAAGACCGCCAAAAAGGGGCGCAACAGUUCGUUGACAACCAUGCUCAACAUUUCGUGGAGACCUAUAAUAAUCGGUUGAGGGAGAGAUACGAGGACGAUACUUUGACCCAUCCGGAAUUUGAUCCGGAUUUGUGGAUGGAGGUUGGAUCGUCAGGUGGACCCGAUAAAAAUCGAGUUUACGGGCUCUCCAACACUACGGCCGAUAACUUGCGGUCGGCCCGUAGUGUUUCAACCGUUGGGAGCUCCCAAUCAAUAUCGAGCUCCCAAUCUAAGGAGGUCGUGGCCUUGCAGCAACACACGGCUCAGCUCACCGAAAAAUACGACCACCUAUCAGCAGAGUACGCACAACUCAAAGCGUCUCAAGCACAACAAAGAGCGGAGUCUGAACAACAAAAAAUGGCUUAUGAACAGCUUCGCGAAAUGGUCAUGAACAUGGCAACACAGAGUGGAACAUGUGCGCCUAAUCCUUUUUUGCCGUAUAACCACCAGCCUCCUCCUCCUCCUCCUCCAGCUCCACCUUUAUAUUAAUUUGUAAUAAACAUUAUUUACCUUUAAAAUUUCAUUUAAAAUUUUUUUAGAAACACAUUCAGUUUGUAAUGAAUAUUAUUUAACUUUGAUUUUUUGUUUUCGAUGUUUAAUAUAAAUUUUAUUUGCAUAA